Molecule: messenger RNA, 636 nt
Organism: Psammomys obesus (fat sand rat)
Lineage: Eukaryota; Metazoa; Chordata; Mammalia; Rodentia; Muridae
Gene: Cenpx
Product: centromere protein X
Exons: 5
Coding region: 39-290 (83 amino acids)
Biological process (GO): DNA repair; kinetochore assembly; replication fork processing
Cellular component (GO): FANCM-MHF complex; Fanconi anaemia nuclear complex
Source: RefSeq, a predicted model, not a curated record
UGGGAGGGUUCCGGAGAGCGCGCGCAGAGACUGUGGCCAUGGAGGAAACCAGCGGCUUCCGGAAGGAGCUGGUGAGCAGACUACUCCAUCUGCACUUCAGGGAUUGCAAGACAAAAGGUUUUGGGCCACCAGUGGGUGGGGACGCACUGCAGCUCAUGGCGGAGUUCCUGAGGAUCUUUGUAGUAGAAGCUGCUGCUCGUGGGGUCUCGCAGGCCCAGGCAGAGGGCCUUGGUGUUGUGGAUGUGGACCAGCUGGAGAAGGUGCUUCCUCAGCUGCUCCUGGACUUUUAGAGCUCCCCUCCUGUGGCCUGCAAAGUCUACAGUGAAUGCGCACCGGCAUCAACACCCAGUUCCUCAGCUCUCCAGCUUCCAGAGGCUGGGAAGAUCCCAGCAGCAGCACCCUUGCUAGCCCUUGCCUCUGGGGGUCCUUGUGAGACAGGUGCCGGAAAGGUGAACCAGCCUGCCUCCAGCCAAGGCCGCCCGCCUCCAGCCUUGCACCGGAGAAAAAGCAGCUGCUGGCAGUGCUGCUUUUUGCCACCCUGCAUCAAAGCUGCUGACCCCCACCCCCAGGGUGCCUCCCUGAGCUGUAAAUUUGUUCUUACAAAGCAACAUCAAUAAAUCAACACCAUCUCUCUGA